Platichthys flesus (European flounder) is the source of this 1972-nucleotide messenger RNA. RefSeq names its product merozoite surface protein CMZ-8-like. The transcript has 9 exons. The record is from RefSeq and is a predicted model, not a curated record. NCBI's taxonomy places the organism in Eukaryota, Metazoa, Chordata, Actinopteri, Pleuronectiformes, Pleuronectidae. The coding region runs from base 1073 to 1828 and encodes 251 amino acids.
GUCGCGCGAUGGCGCUGCAGAUUUUUGGGCUCAACUCUACCGACUGAGAAUGCAAACGAGUGAGAAUGCAUCAUUCGCGGGCUGGAACACAUCAUUGACAAGUAAGUAAGUUGUUUAUCGUUAACUGCUAAUGACACUUAAAGCAAAACUCGGCUCUAUGAAAAUGAUUAAUCAAUGCGACAGUCUGCAUGUAUUGAUUAUUCAAAUUCUAUUUAUUUCUCUGUCACGGUGGUUUGAAGACCAACAUUAGUCAAUUGUAACUGCUAAAGCUACUAAGCUCCAUUAAAAGUUCAGGCCACACAUUGUGUUGUAUUGACUAGCAGAAGUAAUAUGUCUGCAAAGUCCAGGAAGAAUCUUAGAGUUGAGGAUUCUCACACAGGGAUGUUCUUAUACUCAAGUUACGAUGUACAGGUACAAUGGCUGUCCUCGAUCUAAAAUAUACUCUAAUAAUAAUAAUUAUAAUAAUGAUGAUAAUACCCAACAAAUGUGGAAAAACAUGUUCUCCAUAUGCAAUUGUUUAGAAGUAGUUAGUUAAAUCAAAUGCUUAUCAUAAAAUGCUUAAAGUUGCUUUGGAAGAAGUAGGGUAAUAUUCUGUAAUGAACCUUGACAUAGGUUUCCACUCACAAAUAAACCCGAACCUACGAUAAUAUGAUCCUGUAUCCUGAUCACUAUUUGCAGCUGAGAAUUGUUAAUAACUGUUAAUUAGGUCAUAGGUGUUUUAUAGCAACCUAAGUUUUGUCUGUUUUCCCUCAGAUUGCUAUAUCUAUCUUUGCACACCAAGAUGUUAUUCUGACAAUCUUGACAAACUGUUCACUCAUGACCAAUUGAUCACUAAUAGGACCACACUAUAGUUAUUGUAAUACAAAUUUAUUAUAGAUAAAAAGGCCUCUGAUGGACGAACUCUAACAUUUUUUUCUCUUUUCCUUUUCAGUCAAAAUGCCCGGGUCAACAAUGAAAACCUGCAUAUCUUGCAUGCAGCAUAUACGUGUUGCAUGCAAGAUAUGCAAACUUUGUGGAGCCCAACAGCAAAUGAAAAAGGCUGUUGAAAAAGCUAAAGGUUCACAAAUUGAAAAUGGCGGGGUUGCAUCCAAUGCUUCUCUUUGGGAGGGAGAAGAAGGGCUCUGUGACGGCUGACUCCAUCAGUGGCCUGGAGCUAGUUUCAGACACCAAUUACAAGUCCUUGAAAAUCAUAGAAGGACUGUAUGGAAGCCUUGUGACAGUGAUUGUUAAAAGAGAGAGGGCCAACCCAUUAACUCCGGUGGACCCAGAGGGACCGAGGGAACUGGCUGAAUCCCCUCUUCAUCCAGAAGCAACGGAGGAGGAGGGAGAGGAAGGGGAGGAAGGGGAGGAGGAAGAGACAUUCGACCUCUUGUUGACACCUUGUGACCCUGCACCUACAGCUCCUGCCACGGCCCCAUCCACCUCGCAUUCACCUCCUGGACCAAGUUCCCCACCCUCAUCUCCCCCGCUCUCCAACUCAAAAGAGAGCUGUCCACCAAAACAUCCCGACCCUGCACCUAUAGCUCCUGCCACGGCCCCAUCCACUUCCUAUUCACCGCCUGGACCAAGUUCCCCAACCUCAUCUCCCCUGCUCUCCAACUGCAAAGAGAGCUGUCCAGCAAAACAUCCACGGACCCGCAAAGGUGGAAAAAAAGUCAACCCAAAAAACUGCAAUUACCACGACUCAAUGGGAAGUUACCCAUAUUCUAAAAUCUGCGCGGAAAGAGUUCGAGAUGGGGUAAAGGAGGUGAAGGUGAGGUGGCUGCCAUGCCCCAAAUGCAAUUUGAGGUGGAAAGAUUCCUGGGUCCCUAAAACAGAGCUGGAAUAAUCCGGACAGAGGAGGAUGCAGUUUAUAUUUCUGCUUGUUUGACGUGUAAUUUGUUAUUUUAGAUGUUAUUGUAUAUUGUGUUAAUGUUACAUUUACUGUUUCUUGUUCUAUUUUACUGUUUUUAAAUAAAAUGUUAUUUAAAAA